Wallemia ichthyophaga EXF-994 is the source of this 2568-nucleotide messenger RNA. RefSeq names its product Vacuolar transporter chaperone 4. Lineage: Eukaryota; Fungi; Basidiomycota; Wallemiomycetes; Wallemiales; Wallemiaceae. Gene Ontology annotation, cellular component: vacuolar transporter chaperone complex; fungal-type vacuole membrane. The transcript is spliced from 3 exons. The coding region runs from base 1 to 2568 and encodes 855 amino acids. The record is from RefSeq and is a predicted model, not a curated record.
AUGAAAUUCGGGAAGCGUAUAAAAUCGAAUCUAUACGCGGAAUGGCAGGAAUACUAUUUAUCGUAUUCAGAGCUUAAGGAUUUCUUAAAGGCCAAUUCAGCAGAAUGGGAUCAAUCGAAGGAAGAAGACUUCAAAUCUGAGCUCAAGAGGCAGCUGGAGAAGAUAUAUGACUUCCAGAAGGCUAAGGUGUCAGAAUUAGCCCAUAGAAUAUCUUUCUCUGAACAAAUAAUCAACGAUUACAUCAGAACUGCUUCCCCGCAUUCAGAAAGACCACCGUCUAAUUCUGAUGAUUCGGAUGACAGCCGCGGCGAGCACAAUGACCACGAUCACCCAGACGAUGACAGCAGUGGUUACGAUUUGAGUAGAUUCGAAGAGCGCUUUAAGGAGCUCGAGGAUGAUCUCGCAGUCCUCGUUGCAGACGUUCACGACUUGGCCAACUACACCAAAUUGAAUUACACCGGUUUCAUUAAAAUAGUAAAGAAACACGAUAAGCAGACGGAAUUUAAAUUGCGUAGAGACUUCGUUAAAACUUUCCUCGAUGACAAGCCAUUCUACAAGGAAAACUACGAUUCACUCAUUAUACAGCUGUCUAGGUUGUUUGAAAUGGUUAGAACUCGUGGUAGACCUUUCCAAGGCGAUAGUGCUGCUGGUGGCACUCAAUCUGCUUUCGUUAGACAGACCACAAAGUACUGGGUCCAUGAGGAGAAUAUCGUUCCUUUGAAGCUAUUUGUACUCAAACACCUUCCGGUUCUCGUCUAUGAUCCAGAUAAGGAGUACUCCCCAGAAGAUUCAGCCAUUACCUCCAUCUACUAUGACAACCAAGACCUUGAAUUCUAUCUCGGUAGGCUUGAGAAGAACGAAGGCGCUGAAGCUAUCAGACUAAGAUGGUAUGGUGGUAUGGAUGUCAAACAAAUCUUUGUCGAACGUAAAACUCACAGAGAGGAUUGGACGGGUGAGAAGAGUGUAAAAGCUCGUUUUCCUGUUAAAGAAGACAUCGUUAACGCAUUCAUGUCUGGUGAGAUGACAAUGGAUCAAGUCUGGAAGGAUAUGAAGACUAAGGGCAAGAAAUCCGGCAAGGAAAUCGAGUCAAUGAGGCAACUGGCUGAGGAGGUGCAAUACACCGUUUUAACAAAACAAAUGCAGCCAGUGAUGAGAAGUUUCUACAACCGCACAGCUUUCCAAUUACCUGGUGACGCAAGAGUGCGUAUCUCGCUAGACACUGAACUUUCUCUCAUCAGAGAAGAUAACUGGGAUGGAAGACAACGUUCGGGUGAGAAUUGGAGAAGAAUGGAUAUUGGUAUUGACUAUCCAUUCAACCAACUCCCACCGGAAGAUAUAGAAAGAUUUCCUUACGCUGUUCUUGAAGUGAAACUGCAGACACAGAUGGGUCAAGAGCCACCUGAGUGGGUGAGACAGCUUGUUAAUAGCCAUUUAGUCGAGGCGGUGCCAAAAUUCUCUAAAUUCAUCCAUGGUUGCGCUAAAUUACUCGGCAACAGGGUGAAUUUGUUGCCAUUCUGGUUGCCACAGAUGGAUGUUGAUAUCCGCAAACCAGCAACUGGACACAUGAUGAUUGAGAGACCACAGACGUCUACACCGCACACACCAACAGAAACACCACCAGAAACACCACCAAAUCUCAGUGAGCAUGAAGAUGAUGAAGACAACAGCAAGCAUCACAAGAAGCUCAAGAGGAUUGAAUUAAUGAGGAAAGAGUCAAAACUUAAUGGCACAGAGGAUGACAUGGACGAUGGUGGAGAUAGAAUGAACCUGCCUGCCAGACACCACAGUGCAUAUAGAAUACCACAAAGCUACCAAGAAGAGCUAAUUAAGGCAGAAAAGGCGAGAGUCGAGAAUGUGCGUCGAGAAAAGAGCAGAAUGAAGGCAGUCAGACAAAGAUCAAUGUCACGAUUCGAUCAACAAGAGCCAGUGAAUGAUGACGUUGAGCACGGGAGAGAAAGCAGCAGUCUUAUCAGUGGAAGACGUCAGACGUCCAAGUAUGGCGGUACGGAUGAUAAUAGGGAAAAUUACCACACGAUACCAACACAAGUGAAGAAAGCAACACCACGUACUCUCAAGUCGUAUUUAUCGUGGUUCUUUAGGAAUGAUCAUAUUGAUUACACUUUCGACGACAGUGAUGAUGAAGAUGGCAAGGCGCUCGACGAAGAAACAGCGAACCGAGGUGAUGAUGUGGAGUAUGUUGAUACGUUUAGGGCAGAGAGUGGAAAGAAGAUAUGCGUACCAGUUAGAGUAGAACCAAAGGUAUACUUUGCUAAUGAGCGAACAUUUUUGAAAUGGUUGCAGUUCUCCGUGUUGAUUUCGACAAUAGCAGUUGCGCUGGUUAAUUUCACAUCAACAGCUGAUAGAACAGGCGUGAUAAGUGCGGCGUUGUUCACAUUUGCUGCACUCGCUUCGAUAGCAUAUUCUGCCAUUUCAUUUGUAUGGCGCGCACUCAAGAUUAGAAAGAGAGAGGCAGUCAGCUACUACGAUAAGGUUGGACCAAGUGCUUUAUGCGUGUUUAUGUUGAUAGCGGUGAUGGUCAACUUUUUGCUUCGAUUCACUGCAGAUUAA